AUACCGCUGGAUGGCGCGAUUGGUGCCCUAUUUAAGGGUAUAGUGGGCGAUUUCGGACACAGCCAGGCUCAUUCUCACUGUCUUGUCAAUCGUCACCGUUAAAAGCGCAUCUUUUGCAUUAAACGAUGAUACUUGCCAAGUUGUGUCCUCCAAGCCAGUUUAAUCCAUCAAGUGAAUACGGACACAAGACCCAGCUGAUAUGACAAUAAUGCGACUCCGUCAGAGUGUUCAUUUCUUCCUUUUUGGCAUGUUUGUCGGCUUAUCACUGAGUGGGCUUAUUUUCUUGGGCUACAUUUCCAGUUGUUUUAGAGAUCAACAAACAGAUGAAUUAGGUCGGACAGAUGUUGUUUCUAUGACCCCAUGGUUAGCCCCAGUUGUUUGGGAGGGAACCUUUGACUCCAUAAUGAUCGACUCUAUCUACAAACAACAGAACAUCACUAUAGCGACCACUGUCUUCGCUUUGGGAAAAUACACACGUUUUCUCAAAGAUUUUCUGGAGUCAGCGGAGGAGCAUUACUUUUUUGGAUUUCGAGUGCAUUACUACUUGUUUACAGAUCAACCAGAAGCAGUUCCUGAAGUAAAGAUGGGUGAAAAUCAUCGUUUGACAGUUCGGAUGGUUCCGAGUAUGGACAGAUGGCAGGACAUCAGUAUGGGCAGGAUGGAAAUACUGGAAAAACUAAUGGAGAAUGAACUGGCCAAUGAAGCUGACUAUAUUUUCUGCCUGGACGUGGAUACAAAGUUUCAUGGCCGCUGGGGGUCGGAGUCUUUGGGUCGUCUGGUCGGUGUAAUACAUCCUUGGUUCUUUGAUUAUCCAAAGGAUCAAUUCACAUAUGAGCGUAGACCAGAGUCUCAAGCAUUCAUUCCAGCUGGGGAAGGUGAUUUUUAUUACACUGCUGCUGCAUUUGGUGGCUCAUUGGCGGAUGUACAUCAUCUCACCAAAACCUGCCGGGAGCAGAUGAACAUUGAUGCAGCAAACUCCAUUGAGGCGGUAUGGCAUGAGGAGUCUCACUUGAACAAGUAUUUCCUUUAUAACAAACCCAGUAAACUACUCUCUCCUGAAUAUCUGUGGCGGGACAUCAGUAUCAGUGCAGGCCAAGUGAAAAUAAUUCGCUUCUCUCAUGUAGCUAAAAACAAUGCAGAAGUUCGCCCAAACUAGCAUCUUUGUGAAAGUUUUAAUUCACAUCAUGUUGUUUCACAAAAAAAGUAUAAUUUCCCUUUCCCUUAGUUUUGAGACAUAAACUGGUCAAAUUGGUUUAACAAAGCAUUAUGAACAAUUAGUAAAUCACAAAUCUGAGUCCAAGACACAUUGCAAGCACAGGUUUCCACAGGGGAAAUCAGUUUUAAAUAUGACUGAAUAUGUUGGAUACCAUGUUAAAUACUGAUUAAAUAAUGUGCCAUAAUAUUUUUUUUUAUGAUUGAUAAGUCAAUAAAGAUGCCAUGUGUGUAAUAUAA
Molecule: messenger RNA, 1452 nt
Organism: Ctenopharyngodon idella (grass carp)
Lineage: Eukaryota; Metazoa; Chordata; Actinopteri; Cypriniformes; Xenocyprididae
Product: globoside alpha-1,3-N-acetylgalactosaminyltransferase 1-like
Exons: 6
Coding region: 200-1156 (318 amino acids)
Biological process (GO): carbohydrate metabolic process
Cellular component (GO): vesicle; Golgi apparatus; membrane
Molecular function (GO): hexosyltransferase activity
Source: RefSeq, a predicted model, not a curated record